AUGGCUUCCCGUCGUCACAAUAUCGGUGCUAGCCGGCGAAAGAGGAGAGAUGAGGAAGGAGAGGAUGAAGGCUCUAUAGAUGGAGAAUUGGAGGAUGAUUCCUUGAGUGAUGGGUCUGGUAUCAGCAACCCCGAUGACGAUGAUGCCGAUGGUGAAGGCAGCGAUGACAGCGAUGACGAUGGGGUAUCUACGUACCCGCAGGUGGGUGCCAACGGCCGUCGUCGAGUUAAUGGUCGUGUGCCCGAAGCAAACCAAGAGUUGGCACGGCGCCAUUCUGCCUCACCUAGGAAACAUCCCCUGAUGACCGCUGUGUCGGAUACGGAGGCCAUGAUGAAUGGACUGAAAUUAUUGGACGAAUCGAGCGACGUGAUGGAGGUACACUUUGACGACUUGAAGGGGGAACCCAACCAUCAGACCGAAAGAGCACCGUCUGCCCCUCCUACAGAACCAAAGCGAGACAAGUUCUUGGAUAGAAAGCGUCGUGAACAAGAAAGACACAUAAGGGAAAAGGACGAAAGCCCAGUGUUUGUACCUACCCGAGGUAGCUUCUUUCUACAUGACAAGCGUUCUACGGAAACAGUGACAAACGGCCACAAGCCGUUCAACAAAUCGAAAUCAAGGCCGUAUGGCCUCAUCGUGGAUGGUAAUGUUCGCAGGACUUCUUCCAAACCAGUUGCCAGCGAGGGACUAUGGACACAUGAUCUUCACGAUACAGUCGCUGGGGAUGAGCUAUCUGUCUCGAAGCCCUCUACCACAUCAGCUCUGACAUCUAUCAUACCCCCGAAACCUGUUCCUACGGCCCCUAGAUCCUCACCCCCCAACAGGUCUUUUUCAAGCACUACAUUAAUUGGAAAUGUGCCUGUCGUAGUAUCCCUACCGGGCAUGGAGCGUCCGGUCCCUUAUCCUUCUGUUUCAAAGAAGCAGCACACACGUUUACCUCAACAUCGACCCCCUCUACGUCGAGACAAGCCCGUUCGAAUCUCACUACCAGGCCAACCUCCUAGGUAUAUACUACCUGCGACAGAGAGAUCUUUCAUUUUUAUUCCACGAGCUUUACGACCUAACCAACAGACAUUUCGAGGUCGUGGCCGUGGCGGAUUCUACGGAGGACGGCGUCCUAGCCUUUAUGCAAACUCUACCUACACAUCGAGUAUCACCGUGAGUCGAAGAUCAUCAUUCGGAAAGGCGCCAUCUCAAGAGGGAUAUAACUCGCCGGCGGGUUCAGUUCUCUCGAGGCACACUAUGGUCACAACAGAGAACGGCAAACCAGUGGUCCGCCUUCCUCCAGCUGGUAGGCCACCUGGCAGCGUUGGAGCGCCGACAACUGCUGGACCAGCAGCUGCUCCGAUUACUGUACCGCAACCUCUUCCUCAUCCUCAACCACCAAAUCCCGUCUUUCGGGAGAGCCGUCCGGCUCCGAUACCCAUGCAUCAGCCUCGUCCGCAAAAGGCAGUCUCCCUCGCCGAUAUUGAAACGCCGGCGAGAUUCCCGUUCAAUCCUCCCCAACCACAGCAGGAACAACCAUUCCAUCAUCAGGUCCCUGUGUCUGCAAAUGGUUCCGGUUAUGGUCCUGAUGCCUCUGGUCACCCCCCUCCUCCCGCUCACAGAUCCUUAACGCCAACCUCCCACAUACAAGAUCGUACAUUUCAUGCGCCGUCUCAUAUGCCUGCAUACCAACAGGCGUUCUGGCCUGCCUCCUAUCCUCCAGGCGCUAUCUACUAUCCUAGCUCGGGAACGGAGUUUCCACCAUAUAACUCCGCUGUGGGACCAGGGCCAUCCGUACCGCCUUUACCUCCUGGACAACAAGCUCCAUAUAUGAUUCCCGCUUCCCAUGGCUCGACAGAACAACCGUCACUGUCAGGCACCGUUGCACACGAAGCUGGUGGGACAGUAUACUUCUACGACACCACGCAAAUGCCUCCUAAUUCCUCAUAUGCAAUGCCUGCUGCACCUGGGGUUAGUGCAGUUAUGGAUAUGGGCGCGCCUCCAGUUCCAUUCUAUUAUUAUCCGUACCCUCAGGGGGGCGUCUAUUACCCUGCCCAGUGA
Molecule: messenger RNA, 2046 nt
Organism: Aspergillus bombycis
Lineage: Eukaryota; Fungi; Ascomycota; Eurotiomycetes; Eurotiales; Aspergillaceae
Exons: 2
Coding region: 1-2046 (681 amino acids)
Biological process (GO): mRNA processing
Cellular component (GO): exon-exon junction complex
Molecular function (GO): mRNA binding
Source: RefSeq, a predicted model, not a curated record